AUGAAUCAAUCUUAUAUAUAUUUAAUAUUUUUAAUUUGUAUAAUAUUUCUUAUUCACACUGUCCAAGUUAAAUAUGUUGUAAUUCCUGGUACUUUUGUAAUAACAUAUCAAGUUAGAGUAAAUGGUGACUAUGAUACAGAUUGUUCUUUCACAGAUACCUGUAAUGUAAAGGGUUUACAACCAUCCACUCAAUAUACCAUCGAUGUAUGUGUACCUGUUGGUGGACAGAUUUGCGAUAACUAUGUAGCAACCUCUGCUACAACCUACAGUGAGGUAACCGCACCAGUAGUCUCUGCCGUAAUGAUCUCAACCAAUGGAAUGGCAUUGCAUUGGAGUACCACCGGUGGAGUUCCAACACCUGUAACAAACUACUCGAUUACCGCAAACGGUUCGCCUGUUGUCUCUGGAUUGACAACCACUUCCUACACGAUAAAUACACUACAGCCAGCUACCAGAUAUACCAUCGUUGUAUUAGCUUACAACGAUGACGAUGUCAAGAGUACUACGCUGUUGGUUAACACUCAAGGAACAUUGGAUUUGACAGUCCGCUCGAAAACAACGAAAUCGAUGGUGGUCGAUUUCAAUUCCGGUGGAGGUGGUGUUGUUGGUUCAACCACUUACUACACCGUCUCCAAGAGUUCAAUCGAUGUUCCUGGAUGCAUAAAUAUCACUACUUUAACAUGUUCUUUAGUUGGACUGACACCAAACACCGUUUAUUCAAUCAAGGUUGUUUCUGUUAACGAAGAUAUCACACUAACCAAUUCAAGUGUAGUUUCAACCUAUGCUAAGGUUUCCGAUGUUUCACUGAAUGUCCAAAGUAAGACCAGCAAAUCGAUUUCAGUUAAAUACAGUUCAUUGAAUGGAGUACCAAAUCAAAUAUAUUACACGGUAUCUAGUAAUGGCAUAUCCUAUUGCACCAAUACACUUUCCACAAACUGUACAGUUACUGGCUUGAAUCCGUCAACUACCUAUCCAAUCACAGUGAAUGCCACUAGCGAUGGUGAUUUUAGUGCUGCCACGUGGAGUCUUACAACUAACCCUUACUUUGAAGGUCUCGAAUUCACCAGUAACGAUAGUACAACAUCAAGGAUUACUACUAAUUUUACAUCUAGAGGAGGUGGUCCUGGUAUUUUAUAUUCAGUAAAAGUCAACAAUGUAUUAUAUCCAACAUGUAUAAAUAUUACAGUUACUUAUUGUGUUGUCACAAAACUAAAUAGUUCGACUGCUUAUGUUUUCGAUCUCUCUGCAAUAUAUGAAGAUGUUCUCUUGACAAAUUCAUCUGUGUUUUACACAUUGAAUCCAGUAAAAGUCAGUGAAAUAAAUGUGACCAACAUCACCUAUAAAACAAUGUCAUUAUCGUUUGGAUCGAUAUAUUCUUUGGCUGGUCAAUCGAAAUUUAAUGUCACCAUUAAUGGAACUGAUGUUCCUGGUUGUAUAGGAAUUUCAACAACCACCUGUGACUUGACAGGUUUAACACCGGGCACUACAUAUGCAGUCAAAGUAUCGGUUGCAAACGAUGGAACCUACGAUGAAAUGACCAAGUUGGUUAGUACAUAUGCACCAGUUUCACCACCGGUAAUCACAGUCCAGGAGUUACGAUAUAGAACAUUAUCCAUUCGAUACUAUUCAAACGGUGGUGUUCCAGGACAGUCACUAUAUACAGUGCUUAUCAAUGGUAAUACUAUUCCUAUGUGUAUAGAAACAUCGACUCUAGAAUGUAGAUAUUCUCCAUCUAGUUUUGGAUUCAACUAUUCAAUUUCAGUGUUUGUAACCAACAAUGGUUUGAACAAUACAUCAACCUAUAAUUUUACUUCUCACAACCCACCUACACCAGUAAAUAUAAUAAAUAUUGUACCAACUAAAUCAGUAAUUUCAAUUGAGUGGACAGAGAGUCAAGAAGGUUUCCAAAAUAUGUCAACAUAUCAAGCAUUGCUUUCAAAUGGAAAUGGAAUAAGUUUUCAUGUAUUUUGUGACAAUGUUACUAAUAUAUUGAAAUGUACAUUCCCUAAUCUUGUUCAAAACCUAACAUAUACUGUAAGAGUGUCUGUUUUAAAUACAAUAUUCGAUCCAGUAAACACAACAAUUAAAGUUAAUACAUUAUCUGAUCAAAAUGAUAAUUGUAAAACAGGUAAUACAGAUUGCAAUGGAAAUGGUGUUUGUUCAAAUGGAAAUUGUAAUUGUAAGACUGGUUGGAUUGGUCAAUAUUGCGAAAUAAAAACAAAUCCAGGUGACCAGAAUCCACCUAUCAUUGUUCCAGAUCCUGAAUCGCCAGGUGUCAUCAUCGACGAUAAAGGAAUUACUUAUUCUUUUUCAAUCGGCCAAAUCCAAGAAAUAGAUUCAGCAUCCUCUCCAAUUAAAACAUUGAAUGUUUCAUCUUUCGAGUGGGACUUGACAAUGAAUACAGACAUAAAUAUUACCAAUGAAAUCAAUGGCCAAAUAACAGAGAAAUCAUGGCAAUACUCAAUUAAAUCAACCAAUCGAUAUUUUAAAUCUAUGAAUGUCACAUUCUAUCAAUUCUUAGCCAUUCCAACCAUCACACAAAACGAUUAUUACGAAUAUCAAUAUGCCGGUCAAACCUAUUCCAUUAAACUGGGAUCAUUCAAAUACACUUUGAAUAUAUCGGAAUGGGAUUUCCAAUCGAGAUUGAACACUCUGGAGAUAUCCAGUAUCAUUUCAGCGCCAAUCGGUGGAAGUUGUGAUCCAGAGUUUAAUAUUUCAAUCGUCGAUUCUGGAGAUAUCAACUUGAUAAAUAUUGGAGACAACAAUGGUAACUCUGUAUUUGGAAGGUUAGUAAAUAGAGUUGUGUUAGACUCAAUCCCAAGAUCAAUCUCUCACAGAGCCAUUGAAAAUACAAACAACCAGAGUGUAUCGAUCGUUUCAGUCAUUCCAUUUUUCGAAUCAACACUAUUUAUUGACCCUGAUUUCUCAACGUUGAUCUCUGUCGAUGGAAAAGUAUCUUGUUCUUCAAACAGCGAUAACAAAUGGAAGAUCAUCGUUGGUGCUGUUGUUGGUGGUGUUGUUGCAGUUGCUCUAGUUACAGCAACUGUCUAUUUCGUUCACAAAAAGAAAAAGAAUGCAACAGAAAACGCUAGAGUUCAAAUGAAAUUAAAAACAUUAAAUAAAAAUUAA
This is a messenger RNA of Heterostelium album PN500, 3129 nucleotides long. RefSeq lists its product as uncharacterized. Gene Ontology annotation, molecular function: protein binding. Lineage: Eukaryota; Evosea; Eumycetozoa; Acytosteliales; Acytosteliaceae. The transcript has 5 exons. The record is from RefSeq and is a predicted model, not a curated record. The coding region runs from base 1 to 3129 and encodes 1042 amino acids.